AAGAUGUGCUACGCUUCUGUCAGGAAGCUGUUUAAGCUGACGGCAUUGGAGGAACUUGCGCGGGCUGCUGGCUGGUUAGCUAGCUGGCUAGCUAGCUUACCUUCUCAAGAAGGCACAAGUGGCUUACUAAUGUUUGGGAACUUGUAAUUAAUGCUCCGCGCUUUGCGAAGCGUUUACGGGAGGUUACAACGUGGAAUUAUAACUCGUUUUCUAGAACUAUACAGGCAUGGCGGCACCCCGACCCAUAAAAGGAAUUCUGAAACACAAGAGUGACCGGAGCUGUGCCAAGACGCGACCCGAGGAGCAGCCGAUUGAAAGUUUGGAACGAGAAGAUGACGAUCAACAAAAGAAAUCACAAAAGUGGGACGAAAUGAAUAUCUUGGCCACGUACCACCCUGCCGGUAAGGACUACGGUUUAAUGAAAAUUGAAGAGCCCAGCACACCUUAUCAUAGAUUGGCAGGAGAUGAGGAAGAAGGGUCUGUCAGUGAUUCUGAAUCAUACGAACCCCUCACUGCUGAUGACCUUGUCAAAAAGCUGGCAGCAGCUGAAGGGUCGCAACCGAAGAUUUUUAUGAAGGAAGAUGAUGAAGAUAGUGAGGAAGAAGAAGAAGAAGAGGAAGAGCUAUCGCCAGAGGAGCAGGCAAAAAAGAAACAAUUUGAAAUGAAAAGAAAAAUGCAUUAUAAUGAAGGCUUGAACAUUAAACUAGCCAAACAGCUUAUUGCCAGAGAGCUUGAAGAAGAUGAUGAGGAUGAGGAUCAGGAUGAGGAAAUGAAGGAUGAGACUGAAGUAGAUAAUGCACACAUGGACCUUCCUCAAGAUGAAAAUGGCGAAUAGCUUGAAUCACAUGAUUCCUAGAAGAUGACUGCAUCCCUGCCCUGCUUGACUGGCACAGUGCUGGAAGUGAGGACACACUGCUUCACAGCGUUGCCUUCCAUGUCUCUGUAUAAUGGAUACUGAUGAUGCAUAUCAAUCGGUUACUUGUUCUGUUGCCAAAAUUAUAAUGGCUAUCUUAAUUGUACAGCAAAGCAAGGGAAGUGACUAUUUUAGCACCUCUGAUUGUGCGCAAGUCCAUCUUAUUCAUUUGAGUGUCAGUGCUGUUUCUAGCCUAGGAGCAGAAGCCUUGAGUUUUUUUUGUUUUUGUAUGGAUGCUCUGAUUUGUUUGGGACACUCUGUAUGAGAUUAUGAGAUUUUCAAGGGAUGGGGGUUGGGUGAAAUAUAGGGAACUGAUGAAAUUUUAGUAAUUUUCAGAUAACCUGAAUGGAAUGAAUAAAAAGCACAGUUGUCCCAAUCUAUUUUAUGAUUUUAUUGUUUUGAAAGUAUUUUUCAUUAUUCUGUCUAAAUGUAAAAGAUUUUAUGCAUUAGGCAUUGAAAGUGCGGUCACACCUUAUAUAUUCUGUAGAUAUGGCACUGAGAUGUAUUUCUGACUCAGUAUUAGAUUAAUACUGCUAAAAGGGUGAUUUGUAUUGAACCUGCUGUAAACUCCUGGUAAGUGUCAGCACACCACAUUAUGCAGCACUCUUGUAUUCUCCUUCUCAAAGACUCGACUAGACUCCCAUCCUUCAGACUGUUAAUAAAGGUGUUGCACUUAAGUUGGAA
Erpetoichthys calabaricus (reedfish) is the source of this 1597-nucleotide messenger RNA. RefSeq names its product protein phosphatase 1, regulatory (inhibitor) subunit 2 (gene ppp1r2). The record is from RefSeq and is a predicted model, not a curated record. Gene Ontology annotation, molecular function: protein phosphatase inhibitor activity. Lineage: Eukaryota; Metazoa; Chordata; Cladistia; Polypteriformes; Polypteridae. The coding region runs from base 227 to 835 and encodes 202 amino acids. Gene Ontology annotation, biological process: regulation of signal transduction. The transcript is spliced from 6 exons.